ACUUUUCUUUUUCUUCAUUUAGUAUCACAGAAAUUCAACUUUACAUUCUAACUGUAUCUUUUAUCAAAUUGCAAUUAAACAUAAAUCAUUUUUUCGAAAUAUAUUUUUAAGUAAUAACUUUUAAUAGUGUGUGAUUAUAUUGAUAGUUGACAAGUGACAAUUUCUCCUUGAUAUAAAUACAACUAUUGUUUAUGCAAAGAAGGAAGCAUUGUAGCUUUAAAAAAGGACUAUUGCUAUUAUUAUAACAUACAAAAAAGUGUAUAAAAGAACAAGUCAAAGGUUUAUAAUUCAUGUCAAUGCUGUCCUUGUAGUCCAGAUGCUAAGUGCCUAUUUCCUAUUUCAUUUCAGAUGCAAAGCAUCUUCUAAGUAAUGCAGUGUAACUGUGAAGCGAGUCGAGACGUACAGAAAAUAAAACCACUUACAAAUAUAUUUAACUGAUUUUCGUAAAUUACACACAAUCAAUUAUAAAUAGUAAUGUCAACGGCACGAUGGAUUUUAUCAAUUAUCUCUACUGCACUGAUAAGAUAGAUAAAAAACAUAUUUUAUGUGUUUAAUUUAUGAAAUUAUCAGUUAUACGCUGAUUCUCAAACAAUAUCUAUCAUGGUCCGCGAUCGAAUGCCGGAGUUACGUGCCUAUCAAAAUAGUAGUACUAUGUUUGGUAAAGGAUUUUUACAAGAUGUACGCAUACAAAUGUCCCAAAAUAAAAAAUUGAAGGAAGUAUUAGAUCAAGUUGAGGAAGUUCGAGACUUAAUUCAACUUAUUGCUGCCAAUACCGCUAUUGUAAAGGAUUUACAUAAUAAUGUUUUAUCAUACACUAAUAAAGAUAUGCAAAAAGAAUUGGAAAGUCGAAUGUAUACUAUUUCACAAACGUCAUUUCGUAUUCAACGAAAAUUAAGAGAAAUGGGAAAAGAAAUCACUCGUCUUGAUGAUUUAACUUUAACCAGCGCGAGGGAAGGUCCUAUACAUCUACGAAUUAAAGUAAUACAACAUACAACGAUGAUAAAGCUAUUCUCUGAAAUUAUGGAAGAUUAUAACAUAUCUAUGAUAAGAUAUCACGAAAAAUGUCGUUUACUUUUACAUCAACAAAAAAUGUUAAUCCGAAAACAUAUUACGAGCGAAGAAUUGGAAAAAUUACUCGAUGCUCAAGGAAACAACUUAUUUGUUGAUAAUAUUUUAGAAGAUAGUAGAAUUGCAAGGCAACAAUUAUCUGAUAUUCAAAGUAGGCAUAAUGAUAUAGUCAAAAUAGAAAAAUCUAUUGGAGAAGUUAGAGAUAUGUUUACGGAAAUGGCAUUUCUUAUUGAAAGACAAGGAGAACAAAUAAAUAGUGUAGAAUAUUUUGCUGGAAGGGCAGCAGAUGAUGUUGACACUGGUCGUAUUGACCUUAAAAAAGCAGAGGAAAGAAGUCAGAGACAUAGAAAGAGAAAAAUUAAACUUGCUAUCAUAAUUAGCACAAUAAUUAUCAUUUUGUUGAUGAUCAUCAUUUUCUUGUAAGACGAAAAAGAUAUAAAAUUUUGUAAAUAAAAAUGAGAUUUGUUGAAAUGAA
Molecule: messenger RNA, 1543 nt
Organism: Bombus huntii
Lineage: Eukaryota; Metazoa; Arthropoda; Insecta; Hymenoptera; Apidae
Product: syntaxin-like
Exons: 9
Coding region: 601-1491 (296 amino acids)
Biological process (GO): exocytosis; intracellular protein transport; vesicle fusion
Cellular component (GO): plasma membrane; endomembrane system; SNARE complex
Molecular function (GO): SNARE binding; SNAP receptor activity
Source: RefSeq, a predicted model, not a curated record